GUUAUGCAGCACAAUCAAUUGAGUCACUAUUUGCCUGCCAUCUCUGGUUCGUUGAUAGACUAACGUUGCUUAUUAGCUAUUCCGUUCGAUUUACAUAAUUAUCUGGAGAUAUAACAUUGACAGCAAUGAUUCAUUUGGACACAGUCAUGGGCAGAAGCACAAUACAGGCAAGGGGAAGAUUCAAAAUUUCCUUGCUGUUUGUGGUCAUGAUCACGUUCGUUUUAGCGACGUUUACAAUUUCAUAUUCCUUGACGAGUUAUUACCAUAAGUCCUCGCUGAUCGCAGGAGUCACAAGUUUGGAGAAGAGACACUACGUGAAUAUCAAAACAUGGGAAGAUUUUUCACCUGUGAAGUCAACACAAAAAGCGAAAAUAAUCAUCUACAACAGAGUAGGCAAGUGUGGAAGCCGCACGAUGAUACAGCUCAUGAUUAGUCUCACAGGAAAACUUAAUUAUACAGUGAUUGGUUCAACCAUGAAUAGUGUUCUACAUCUAAACCUUCGAGAACAGCUCGAAUUUGUGGAUUUCAUAGACCAUCUUCACUCACCAGUUGUUUAUCAUCACCACAUACAUUUCGUCGACUUUAAGAGGUUUGGCGCUGUUCAACCUAUUCACAUCAACCUCAUAAGGGAUCCACUGGCCCGUCUUGUCUCUUCAUACUACUUCCACAGAUUUGGGGAUCAUAGAGAAGCCCAAAGAACAUGGGGUUUCAAAGGCACAGAUGAAGAGAAAAAUAUGACCUUCGACGAAUGCGUCAAAAAUGAACUUAGAGAAUGCGUCGAUCCUCAAAAGAUUUUAUACAUCAUUCCUUACUUUUGCGGCCAUGAAGCUUUCUGCAGGAGACCUACGGAACUAGCUCUUAGACAGGCCAAGAUAAAUGUCAUUAGAAAUUAUUUGGUUGUUGGUGUUACUGAAGAAUUGGAGGAUUUUCUGUCUGUUCUUGAGAAACUUCUACCAGAAUUUUUCGCAGGUGUAUUAAACAUGUACAAGACUCCAGACGAUGUUCUCAAUUCCAAAAUGACAUCAACUAAAACCGUGAACAAGAAAGGACCCUCCCCAGAAGUGCAAGAAAUAAUGAAAAAACAUCUACAAUUAGAAUACGACUUUUAUGAAUUUGUAAAGGUGAGAUUUCAUAGACUGAAAGCCGAACUCAGAUAACAAAACGAUACAGUCUUUGAAAGCAUGGUACAGUUGUAUAUCAUCUAUUUAUUACGUUGGCUGGUUUUUCAUCCAUCAAUAAGAUACAAAUCCUCUGAUCACUCAGACGUCUGAUAUGAAAAAGAUGUUGCCGAAAGCUCCGAUAAAGAUUGACCGAAAAAUGAAGAUUGAGUUCGCCAAGAAUUUAAUCGUCAUAGACAUGGGUUAACCUGAAUUUUAAUGUGUAUAAAAAAAAAACAACAACAACAACAGAAGUCCAGGUUUUAUUCGAGAUCGGUUAUAAUUCAUUAAAAUCAUUCAUGAAUGCAAUUUAGGAUUGUAAUUUCGUCGUUUGAAAUUUCGGGAUACCAUUUUAAAUGUUGUAAACAUUAUUAGUAUAUACUAAAACAGUGGAUAGCAUUGAAGGCGCGCUCUGAUUUGUCACUCAAACUCCGAAACACUUUACUAUUCACCUCCGAGAAACUCGCGCAGGAUUUGCACCCGAAAAUAAUGUAAUCGUUGCAGGAAUAAGUUAGUUAAAAUCAUAUUUUUGUGCUAUAUUGUCUCACUGUUUUAGUAUAUACUUAUAAUAAACAAUCCACAUCAACGUGAACUUUGAACCAAAAGCAUUGGCAUUUUAGCCGUGUUCACUUGAUCUCUUCCGCUCGCGUUGGUUUUAUCAUCUACAAUUGUUGAUUGCAUCGUGCGGAAUGACUUUAAACGACAGUUCAGAGAUUGUGCAUUAAUACUAGCAGGAAGACGAAGGCAACUCCACCAUCUGCCGCUUCGAGAAUCUUCAACUGAGGUUCAUGAAGGCUUAUAAGCUGAAGUUGAGAGAUUAAGAAUUGAGAGAUUAAGGCUUUAAGAGACAGUAAAAGUUG
Messenger RNA from Stylophora pistillata, 2017 nucleotides. Its product is annotated as uronyl 2-sulfotransferase. Gene Ontology annotation, molecular function: sulfotransferase activity. Gene Ontology annotation, cellular component: membrane. The record is from RefSeq and is a predicted model, not a curated record. Lineage: Eukaryota; Metazoa; Cnidaria; Anthozoa; Scleractinia; Pocilloporidae.